Molecule: messenger RNA, 1008 nt
Organism: Pyrus x bretschneideri (Chinese white pear)
Lineage: Eukaryota; Viridiplantae; Streptophyta; Magnoliopsida; Rosales; Rosaceae
Exons: 3
Coding region: 616-975 (119 amino acids)
Source: RefSeq, a predicted model, not a curated record
UGUGGGAUGCUAUCUAAGAGACUCCAAAUUUGGAUGCUCCUAGUCAUUACAAAGCAGUUGCGUUGGUUCAAAAAUUGGGAAUGAGAAAAUAGUUCUUGAAAAUGACACCAGAAGAACGCUCAGAAUGGAUAAAAUACAAUAUGGAGUGAAUGCGGUUGUUUUAGAUUUGUUUACAUCUUGGAGUAUUUACUUUUGUUUGAUAACAUGUUGACUUUGGUUUGGUUAUUUCAAAUUUGAUCUCGGAAUAUCUAAUUUGUUUGAUAAUACGUUGACUUUGGUUAAAAUGAUAGAAGAAGUAGUUUGUUUAUUUGCCUAAGGUAUUUUUCCCAUUCCAUUGGUCUUCUUAACAUUGAAUGAGGAUCCUCAAGAAUUUCGAGUGCUAUAUAGGAUGUAUCCGGAUGUUUUCUUAAGGCUAUGUGACGUCCUUAGGGAAAAGACGCAUUUGAAGGGUACAAGAUUUAUUUGUAUUGAAGAAAUGGUUGCUACAUUUCUACUCACUAUUGGUCAAAAUUCUUGAUAUUGCCAAACUCAGGACAAUUUCGGCAGCCACAUUUUACAACAAGCAAAAAUUUCAACAACAUUUUGAAGGCCUUGAACACAAUUGCACCAGAUUUGAUGGUCCAACCUGGAUCCAUGGUGCCAACUAAAAUAAGAGAAAGUACAAGAUUUUACCCUUAUUUUAAGGAUUGUAUUGGAGCUAUUGAUGGAACACAUCUACCAGCAAUGGUAUUGGGACCCGAAGUAGCUAGCUAUCGUGAUCGUCAUGGUAAAAUAUUACAAAAUGUAUUAGCUACUUGUAACUUUGAUUUGGAAUUCAUAUAUAUUCUUAGUGGAUGGGAGGGUUCAGCUCAUGACUCCAAACUAUUACAUGAUGUUGUAUCAAAGAGGAAUGGAUUUAAAGUGCCAGAAGAUGAUGAAUCUGAAGAUGAAGAAAAUGAUGAUGAACUAGGUAAUCAAACUCAAGAGCAACAAUGACAGAUUGCUAAUGCAUGGAGAGCUGGCAUAGCU